Nanorana parkeri is the source of this 483-nucleotide messenger RNA. RefSeq names its product cytochrome P450 1A5-like. Gene Ontology annotation, molecular function: heme binding; iron ion binding; steroid 17-alpha-monooxygenase activity. The transcript has 2 exons. Gene Ontology annotation, biological process: hormone biosynthetic process; progesterone metabolic process. NCBI's taxonomy places the organism in Eukaryota, Metazoa, Chordata, Amphibia, Anura, Dicroglossidae. Bases 22 to 435 code for a protein of 137 amino acids. The record is from RefSeq and is a predicted model, not a curated record.
UGAUACUUGGAUGUAAGUAAGAUGUUUGUCUUUAUAUGUUACAGUACCACCGCUGACACUGUGCUCAAUGGAUACUUCAUACCCAAGGGUAUAUGUGUGAUGAUCAACCAGUGGCAAGUGAAUCAUGAUCCGAAACUGUGGAAAGACCCAUUUAACUUCAGACCAGAACGCUUCCUACAUGAGGACGGCUUAUCAAUAAACAAAAUUGAGAUGGAGAAAGUCCUGACUUUUGGCUUGGGCAAGAGAAGAUGCCUUGGUGAAGCCAUUGGCAGAACUGAAGUUUUCCUCUUCCUCACCACCCUGUUCCACCAGUUGCAAUUUUCAAUACAAGAUGUUGAGAAGCUGGAUAUGUCCCCUCUGUAUGGACUCACCAUGAAACACAAACGGCACCUUGUGACUGCCAGACUGCGCUUUCCUAUGAUGGCUACUCAGUAGAACUCUAACAUGAGCAAAUCAUCUUCCAUGCAAUAUUUAGGACUACAU